AUGAGUUCCACAGCAGAAUCAAUAGACUACUACGACUAUAUUGUCUGCGGUGGAGGUACUUCGGGAUGUGUGGUCGCAGCACGCCUUGCGGAGAACCCUGGCGUGAGUGUCCUUGUCAUCGAGGCGGGCCAGAAUAGCAAGGACCUUGAAAAUGUGCACAUGGUCGGAGGAUGGUCACAAAACUUUGACUCCGAAACCGAUUGGAAUGUCGUCACGGAACCAAUGGCGGGGGUGAACAAUCGUCAAGUAAAAUUGAGUCGGGGAAGGUUCCUGGGAGGAUGCAGUGGCUGUAAUGGAACACUUUGCAUCCGCGGGUGCAAGCAAGACUAUGAUGACUGGGAGAUGGAGGGCUGGAGUGGUGAUGAAUUCUUCAACGCCAUGAAAAAGGCGGAGACCUUUCACGGCAAGCCAUGGUUCAAAGUGGAUGAAGAGAGCCAUGGCUCCUCCGGCCCUCUGCACACCGAACCUCACGACCUCGCUCCCAUCUCAAACCUCUUGAUCGAUUCCUUUGUCUCUCAAGGCUUGCCCUUGGACCCAGACAUGUUCAGCACCGGAGAAACAUCGCACGGCACCGGACAUGCCGUCCGCACCGUAUACAAGGGCUUCCGCACCACCAGUGCGGAUUUUCUUCUGAACCAGAAAGAGCAAGCCGGAAACAUCACAAUUAAGACCGACACUACUGUCAGUCGCGUGGUCUUAGAAGGAGACGCAGCCUCAGGUCUGCGUGCGACAGCGGUUCAGGUUAAAGACGCUAAUGGCAUCGGCCAUACAUACUUUGCUAGAAAGGAUAUUGUCCUUAGCUGCGGCGCUUACUGCAGUCCGGCCGUCCUCUUGCGCUCCGGCAUUGGGCCUAAGGAGGAACUGGCUCAGCAUGGUAUCAAAUGCCUUGUCGACUUGCCAGGCGUCGGAAAGAAUCUUAUGGACCAUCUCAUCGUUUUCAUGUUCUAUGAAACCGAAGAGGAAGGUCUGACAACCGACCACCACGUUUACCAUGAUGAUAACUUCGCAAAGACCUAUGCUGUCUGGAAAGAGAAAAAGGAGGGCUUUCUGUCCACGUUUCCCUUUGGUGCAUUUGCCUUUGCUCGCUUGGACGACCGCCUGGAAAAUGAGCCUCUCUGGCAGAAUGCUCCCCGUAAGCCCGGCCGUGAUCCAAUGGGCUUGACCCCGAAACAACCCAACGUUGAAUUCUUCACCACUGAGUGCUAUGGUGGUCCAAAGCAGUAUGAUCAGUUCCCUGUGGAUCAUAAACAUGCGUUCUCAAUGAUUGCCGAGCUAUUUGGACCUCGAUCCCGGGGCACUGUAGCGCUCAGGUCCAACGACCCACUCCAAAAUCCCGUUGUGGACUGUAAUUACCUCGCGGACCCGUUGGAUAUACUAGUGCUCUCCGAGGCCUGUCGAUUCGGCAAUGAGAUUGUGAUGAAUGGGGCUGGUACGAAGGAUAUCGUCAAGGGGUCCUGGCCCCCGUCUUCCAACCACCACACCUUCAAGACGAGGGAAGAAUGGAUUCCCUACGUCAAGGAGCAUGCCACUACCUGCUACCACGCAUCCGGGACCUGCGCCAUGGGCAAGGAUGACAACCCGAUGGCCGUUCUGGACAACAAGCUGCGCGUGCGAGGUGUAUCUGGACUACGCGUCGCCGACUGCAGCGUCAUGCCAACCUUGCAUGGUGGUCAUACCCAGAUGCCCGCGUAUGGAAUUGGUGAGCGAGCCGCGGAUUUAAUAAAGGAGACAUGGUAG
This is a messenger RNA of Talaromyces proteolyticus, 1737 nucleotides long. RefSeq names its product choline dehydrogenase. The transcript has 6 exons. The record is from RefSeq and is a predicted model, not a curated record. Lineage: Eukaryota; Fungi; Ascomycota; Eurotiomycetes; Eurotiales; Trichocomaceae. The coding region runs from base 1 to 1737 and encodes 578 amino acids. Gene Ontology annotation, molecular function: flavin adenine dinucleotide binding; oxidoreductase activity, acting on CH-OH group of donors.